Molecule: messenger RNA, 1358 nt
Organism: Carlito syrichta (Philippine tarsier)
Lineage: Eukaryota; Metazoa; Chordata; Mammalia; Primates; Tarsiidae
Gene: FCMR
Product: Fc fragment of IgM receptor
Exons: 7
Cellular component (GO): plasma membrane
Molecular function (GO): transmembrane signaling receptor activity
Source: RefSeq, a predicted model, not a curated record
UCCGGAGGCUCUUGGAUGGCAUCUUGCUCUAGGAGAAAUAAUGGACUUCUGGCUUUGGUCAUUUUACUUCCUGUCAGUAUCGGGUGCUCUGAGGACCCUCCCAGAAAUACAAGUGGACGGGGAACUGGGCGGAUCCGUUACCAUCGAGUGCCCACUUCCUCUUCCCGAAACACACGUGAGGAUCUAUUUGUGCCGAGAGACGGCUGACUCUAAAAGAUGCAGUACCGUGGUGUCCAACAAGUUCGUCAAGGAGGAAUACAGGGACCGGGUCACACUGCAGCCAUGCCCAGACAAGAAUCUGUUCCAAGUGGAGGUGACAGAUCUGACCGAGAGUGACAGUGGAGUCUACGCCUGUGGGACAGGCAAGAGGACAAACAGAGGAAAGACCCAGAAAGUCACCUUGAAUGUCCACAUACAGUAUGAGCCAUUCUGGGAAAAGGAGCCUCCACAAUGGUUUCCUAAAUUUCCGCACCUGCCCCAUUGGCUCCAGAUGCUGCCACAUGCCAGUUCUUCCGAAUUUACAGACAAAGCUACUAUGCCAACUCAAAGAACUGAAGCCCCUCCAGUCCAGCACCUCUACCCCACUUCCCGAAUCACCCACCACCCUCAAGUUUCCAGAGCGACUUCAGUAGCAACUGCCAAGCCCACAACCCUCCUGCCAUCCACAACAGCCUCAAAGACCUCAGCUCUGGCACGGCUGCUCAAGUCCCGGACAGCCAGCUACAAUCACCACACCAGGUUGCAUAAACAGAGAGCGUUCAACUACGGCUCACAGUCUGAGCGGGAAGGCCAAGAGUUUCAUAUCCUGAUCCCAACCAUCCUGGGUCUUUGCCUGCUGGCACUUCUCGUGUUGGUGGUGAAAAGGGCCAUUGAAAGGAGGACAGCCCUCUCCAGACGGGCCCGCCGACGGGCUGUGAGGAUGCGCGCCCUGGAGAGCGCCCGGCGGCCCCGGUCACAGCGGCCCCGCGCGCAGCAGCGACCACGCUGCCAAAACAACCUCUACAGCGCCUGCCCGCGGCGCGCUCGGGGAGCGGAUGCGGCGGGAGACGGGGAGGCUCCUGUUCCAGGUCCCGGAGCGUUGACGCCCCCCGCCCCGCCGCCGGUAAGCCCCGCCCCUUCCCUGAUUGGCAGCCGCGGCUCGAACGGUCGGCCCCGUACCUGGGCGUGGCCCCGAGCGCGGUUACUCUGGCUCCAGGCGACAGCUUUCCCGGCGGCUUCGGGGCCCGCGCCGGGGAAAAGGUUGUGUCCAUUUCCUGCUUUGUUGGUGUCGGGACACCCACGACCGGCAACUGUGGUCGGCCUGGUUCCAUCGGUUUUAGGCAAGCAGUCCUCAUGGGAAAAAUGGGUGCUGGACGCCG